This is a messenger RNA of Miscanthus lutarioriparius, 546 nucleotides long. The record is from the annotation of a GenBank genome assembly. Lineage: Eukaryota; Viridiplantae; Streptophyta; Magnoliopsida; Poales; Poaceae.
AUGAUGGUGAUGGCACCACCAGAUCUUUGGGCAGCAAUGGAGGCACGCAAGAAUAAGGACGCUCUGUUUUGGCGAGAAAAGUCAUUUCCGUACUAUGAUGAUCUGUUUGCUUUAUAUGAUGGGCAUUAUGCCGAAGGAAGAAGUUGUCGUGGUAUGGAUCAUUAUGCCAAUAAGGCAAUAUCGCCUUCACAAGUUUCUCCUGAUGUGCACCUGCAGUCACCUUCAGCUAGUAUACCUACUCCUGGUUCUUUCAGUUUUGAUAUUGAAGAGGACAUGGAUGAUACUAAUUGGUUUGGUAAUGAUGCAUUUACUCCAUUGGGAAUUUUCCUGCCUCAAGAAACACCAGAUGGACCAUCUUCCAUAAAUAUAGCACCACAUGUUCCUGAACAAUUUGAAAAAACUCUUCGUCACAGUGCCCGGCCAUCUAGUUCAACUCCGGAGGCAGUUGAUGGUAAGCGUGAUAAAAGGCAAAAGACCAAGCACACUAUUACAACUGAACAUUUUCAUGAGAAGUACUUGAAGCUGAAAAAAGAAGAGAUUGAAUGA